Molecule: messenger RNA, 1614 nt
Organism: Manduca sexta (tobacco hornworm)
Lineage: Eukaryota; Metazoa; Arthropoda; Insecta; Lepidoptera; Sphingidae
Product: DNA topoisomerase 1
Exons: 3
Coding region: 139-990 (283 amino acids)
Source: RefSeq, a predicted model, not a curated record
GCAAUCCUAAAUACAAAAACCGGUGUGUCGCGUCUGAGGCGGGUUUUCCUCGUUUGUCUUAAGUAUUUUUUGCUAGCGGACGGAGGAUGUAAGCAGUUGCAACUUUACCAUUGUGACAGACGGACUGAGACACUCAGAAUGGAUAUAUCAUUGUCAAUGUUCAUCCUGCUGAUGUCAGCAACAUUGGUGCUAGGUCAACGACCUUUCUUCGCGGGGACCAAACCGAUCGGUUACCCUGAAACUCCGAACAUCACCGAUUCGCUUGGCGACAGAUUCGGUGAAGUCGAUGGCACCACUCCUAGACUGCCCGUCGAAGCGCACGGCGACUUAGCCUUUAUAGACAGGCUCAGCAAACUACCGGUGGACAAGCAGCCCUUCUGGUUCAUCAACUGGCAAGCAUACGAAGCCCAUAGACAAAAUCCUCAAACCUACCCUCAGAGACCCAGUUCAUUUAACGAUCCCAUUCCAACCACAAAUAAUGCUAAUUCUGGAGCUGUGAAUUCCAAUUCCGUGCCUAUAUCCAAUUCUGAUACUAAUGCCAAUAGAUUUGGAGAACCUGAUUCGAACGUAAAGCCCGUUGUAGCAUCUACUAAUAACGAUAAAAAUGUGGAAAGUAAACCUGAUUCUGAACCGAAACCAGUAGCUACAGUUAAUAACGAUAAAAAAGAAGAGAGUUCUAAAGAGAAACCUGCUGUACCCAAUUCCGAUUCAACAAAUUCUAAUAAUGAUUCAUCCACUUCCAAAUCUGAUUCAACUACUUCCAAAUCCGAUUCAUCUACUUCCAAAUCUGAUUCAACUACUUCCAAAUCUGAUUCAACUACUUCCAAAUCUGAUUCAUCCAAUUCCAAAUCAGAGCCAGAAAAGAAAGUAGUGGAAGUAGCGCCACUUCUACCCAGCCCAAUAGAGCCAGAACCAGCACCUAUUGAUGGAUUGAAGUUGAAAGAAGAUACGAGCGCUGAGAAAAAGUUUCGCUAUUUUAGAAGGCCUUGAAGUCAAUAAAUUAUAAAAAUAUCUAGAUUUCAAUAUCUCAUUUCGCAGAUUUAACUAUAUAUAUUAUUUAAAUAUGCGAAAUAGAGAAAAAUACAACAGUGUAUUGGAAUCUUGGUGCAAAUUUUAAGAAUCACAAACUAACUGGAUAGCUUAUAUUGUUUUUAUUUGUGUCGCAUUUGGUCUAAACAUAGGCUGUGAUGAAAUAACGCGUUUUGAGACUUAUUAUUAUAAAAUUAUUAGGUUAAGUAAAACACAUUGUGAAAUUAAUAAAACACAUUAUAUUGACUUUUUAAAUAAAUAAAACUUAAUUACUAAGCGUAUUCUUACAGCUAAACCCUCAGGAAAUAGAUUAUAAAUUAAAAAUAAUAGCAAAAUUCCAUUGAUCACUCUACACAAUGACUCGACAAUUUUCAUGGAAUAAGUUUAGCACAUGUUUCUAUAACCGAUAAUUAUUCGUGUUUUAAUCUAUUAAAAUAAUUAUAUGGUGAAUAAUCAAUAAUUGUUUACUCACAAGGAAAAAUAUUUAAUUACUAUUUAUUUUAUUGCUUCUUGGUUCUUAUAAUCACUACCUGUUACGAUUAAAUAUCAAUUUUAUUUUAUUGACAUACAUAUCUGUACAAAAUU